AUGGCGUCCUCAGUGUUCUUCAAGUUCAAAUCUCAAAAGGAGCCGACGCGAGUUGAGUUCGAUGGUACCGGCAUUUCCGUCUUCGAGCUGAAGCGCGAUAUCAUCCUAAAGAGUGGCUUGGGCGACGGCACCGACUUCGACCUCGCCAUUUACUCGGAGGAUGGCAGUGAAGAGUACGACGAUGACACGACGAUCAUCCCCCGAUCUACAACAGUAGUUGCUCGCCGCCUUCCGGCAGCUAAGCCUGGCGGAGGCCGUGGCGCCCGAUAUGUCUCUGGCAAAAUGCCCGUUGCUGCGAAAAACUCCUCCCGCAAGGAACAGACGACUAAAUCGGCGACGGCUAAGGCCGCAUCCAACGCCAUCAGUCAGAUGAACAAUGCCAUGACGGAAGAAGAGAAGAUGGCAGCCAUGUUCCAGGCUCAGACCGAGUCUUGGUCGGCCCAACAAGAGGAAAUGUCAAAUCAAACCCCCGUGUUCAAGCCUGGCUCCAAGAAGCCUGCAAACGUGCCUGACCACGACCCCCCUAAUGGUUACAUUUGCUAUCGUUGCGGAGAGAAAGGUCACUGGAUUCAGCUGUGCCCAACGAACGAUGAUCCAGAGUUUGAUAAUCGUCCGCGCGUGAAGCGCACAACUGGCAUUCCACGUUCCUUUUUACGCACAGUCGACAAGUCAGUGGCUCUCGCUCAGAGCGGUGACGAUGAGACCAAGAGGCCGUCGGGCAUUAUGGUCAACGCUGAGGGAGAAUUUGUGAUCGCUGAGCCUGACAAGGCCUCAUGGGAACAGUUCCAGGCGAAAGCCAAAUCUUCAGCGUCCGCUGCCAAGGCGAUUGCUAUGGGAGACAAGGAAUUGCAGGAGCAGGGACUCGAGUGCCCUAUCGACAAGAAAAUGUUCAUAGACCCAAUGAAGACCCCGUGCUGCCAGAAGACGUAUUGCAAUGAUUGCAUAACCAAUGCUCUCAUCGAAUCGGACUUCAUCUGCCCCAAUUGCUCUACGGAAGGUGUCUUGAUCGACGACCUAAAGGCCGACGAGGAGACUGCGGAAAAGAUGAGGGAGUUCCUCAAAGAGAAAAGCGACGCAAAAAGCCCGACCGCGGCCUCGCCGCCGCCGGCUUCAUCGCCGAAGGAAAACGCGGAGACAAAGACAGAGCUGGCCAACGGAAUCGCCAAAUCGCCCACAUCGCAGAAUUCGCCUACGGCCACAGCCGCGGCUCCUACUUCAGCCCCAGCAGGCCCGAAAGCCGAUGCCACGCCAAAGUCAACAUCAGCAACUCCCGCCACUGCUCCGUCAGGCCCCGCCGCUGAGCGUGCGUCCUCCGUCGAGUCCAACUCCAAGAAACGCCCCGCUGAUGAGCUGAUGGAAAACCCCAAAAUCCCCAAGGCUCCGAAGGCGAUGCAAAAACAGCAGGAGCAACAACAGGCGAUGAUGAACGGCAUGAACGGUAUGGGUAAUAUGCCCAUGAACCCGAUGAUGGGUUUUGGCGGCAUGAAUAUGAUGAACGGCUUCAUGGGAAUGCCAAACAUGCCCAAUAUGGCAAGCAUGGGUAGCAUGGGUAACAUGGGCAACAUGGGCAAUAUGAAUAUGGGGAUGCCAAUGAUGGGGAUAAUGAACCCUAUGAUGGGCAUGCCUGGUUUUAACCCCAUGAAUGGCGGCGGCUUCCCUGACAUGGGUGGCAACAACGCGUACGGCAACAACUUCGGUGGCAACAUGAACGGCAUGAAUCAUAUGAAUGGCAUGAACGGCGGGAUGAAUGGCGGCGGCAUGGGUGGCUAUAAUCAGCAGCAACGCCACAACUUUACACAGCCGAGCAAUGAUGAGGACGCUUACUUCCGGAGACCCGUGAACCCUCAUCGCCACCAGAACCGCCAGAAGCGUGUCCGACCAAGCGACUACAGAGAGCUGUGA
Molecule: messenger RNA, 1902 nt
Organism: Colletotrichum orchidophilum
Lineage: Eukaryota; Fungi; Ascomycota; Sordariomycetes; Glomerellales; Glomerellaceae
Product: MPE1 protein
Exons: 3
Coding region: 1-1902 (633 amino acids)
Biological process (GO): ubiquitin-dependent protein catabolic process; protein ubiquitination; mRNA processing
Cellular component (GO): nucleus
Molecular function (GO): nucleic acid binding; zinc ion binding; ubiquitin protein ligase activity
Source: RefSeq, a predicted model, not a curated record